AUGAGAUGCGUCUCUUUCCUCUCGGCGGCAGCUAUUGCUGCUGCCUUCGUGAUUCCAGACCAGGUUACUUUCGAGUCCCUUUCCAUUGAGAACCAGGAGACCGACCACCCUGCCGAGCAUCCUUUCUGGAACCACGAGCACCGAGCCGAAACCUUUUGGGAAGAUCUUGAAGAGGAGUUUACAAAGGCUGCUGACUCGGCCAAACGCGCAUUUGCAGAGAUCGUUGAUUUUCCACACGACACAGUCGUCAGCUAUGGCGAAGAUUUCCAGGACGCCUUUGCUGGUGAAGCCUGGCUAGACACUGCAGAGUACGAUUUGGACCUAUUCGAAGAGCCUCCUCAUCAUGGCCCACCGCACCAUCCGCCUCACCAUGGCCCUCCUGGCAAGAAGCCUCGCCGCCCGCAUCAUCCUCACCAUCGCCCAAAUCAGACUAUCUGGGAGCUAAUCUCGAAGAGCAAAUAUACGACAAAGCUCAGCGCUGCCGUCAAGGAGUUUCCGGAUCUCGUCGAGCUCCUGAAUAGCACUAAAUCAAACCACACCGUCUUUGCUCCGACAGAUCGAGCAUUCGAAAAGAUCCCCAAGCAUGCUCCAAAGCCACCCAAAGAGUUCUUGGAGAAGCUCCUUACAUACCAUGUCUCGCCUGAAUUCUACCCUGCUCCCCGCAUCCUGGUCAGUCGGACCAUCCCGACCGCUCUGGAAGCCAAGUUCAUCGGAAAGGUUCCCCAGCGGCUUUCAACUCAAGUCUCGUUGAGAGGCCUAACUGUCAACUUCUACUCUCGCAUCGUCGCCAUCGAUAUCUUUGCAACCAACGGUGUCAUCCAUGGCAUCGACAGCAUUCUUCUUCCCCCGCCGAAGGCUGUCGAUAUAAUCUCUGCCCUCCCUGGUGAAUUCAGCACUCUCGACCUCGCUCUGGAGAAGACUGGCCUGUAUCCCGCUUUUAACGACACAUCAAGCCACAAGGGAGGCACCUUGUUUGCACCUUCAAACUUUGCCUUCAAACGACUUGGUCCAAGAAUCAAUGCCUUUCUUUUCAGCAAGUUUGGCCUCAAGUAUCUCAAGGCUCUCAUCUUGUACCAUGCUGGUGACAAUAUCACUCUCUACUCCGAUGCCAUCUACAAGCUCGACGCGGAUGCCAGCUCGCCACCUCAUCACAAGGUGCCCAAAGGAUUCAUUCAUGUGGAUCUUCCAACCGGCCUCGAAGGCAAGAGCUUGAGCAUUGACAUUGCUCGAUUUGGUCGACUGAUCACUAUGAAGAUCAAUGGUUUUAGUCGAGUUGCCGUCCUAGACGGUAUUGCAGCUGAUGGCGUGAUUCACGUUGUUCCUAACGUCCUCAUACCACCCAAGACUCCUGGUGGAAUGGCGGUCGCCGAAGAUAAUAUGGAUCUCGAUGAGUUUAAGUCAAGGCUGGCACCUUUUGUAGAGCCAGAAGAAAGCGAGUGGGCUGAGGAAAACCCUGAGCUAUAA
Fonsecaea multimorphosa CBS 102226 is the source of this 1464-nucleotide messenger RNA. RefSeq lists its product as uncharacterized. NCBI's taxonomy places the organism in Eukaryota, Fungi, Ascomycota, Eurotiomycetes, Chaetothyriales, Herpotrichiellaceae. Bases 1 to 1464 code for a protein of 487 amino acids. Gene Ontology annotation, biological process: macroautophagy. Gene Ontology annotation, cellular component: fungal-type vacuole membrane. The transcript has a single exon. The record is from RefSeq and is a predicted model, not a curated record.